UAACCCUUUUUUUUUUUUUUUUUCUUUUUCUGUUGAAAGCUAAAGUUAUGGCAGAGACCUCGAGGUCACAAGUUACAAUCACAUUAGGCCGCAGCGGGCAGGUGGUGAAAAGAGCAGGAGCUGUAUUGGACAGAGAGUUUUCCGAUCCAGUUCCAGCUGUUGGGAGUAAACGACCAGUUAGAGAUAGACUAGGAAGUAGUGCGGAUGUUCAACUUGACAAUAAACGGCUGCGUGGAGAUAAUGGUAGAUUGACUUCACAGAGUAGUAAUUUCCUCAAUGAUUUUCAUCUUAGUAAAGACGACCUUCGAUUCAAAAUCAUGAAACGGACACAAACCAACGGUCAACACAACACCGUUGACCUUCGUGACAUGUUAUCAAGGCGGGCCCGUUCUUCAACAACCAACUCUAGCUCACACGAAAGUCAAAGUCAAAGUCAAAGGGUGUCUGACUCAAGAGAUGAUAGAAGACGUAUUCCUAUGCCUAUCCCUGAUCCAAGGGAGAAGACACUACUACAUAUGGAUGAGAGGCAACGGGUCCCACAAACAAGAGAUGAUAGACAAGGAAUAAUACCAAAGAUUAAUGGUGGAAAUGGGAUGACAGGGCAAUAUACUUCCAUGAGAAGUUCAGAAGCUCCAUCAUCCCAAAUGGGCUUUUUGGGAAAUUCUUAUUCUCCAUGGAGUUUGGAUCAUAUUAGGCGCAAAUCACCAGAAAGGGUUUUGAAUUCUACAAGGGGUUUAUCUCCUCCAUCAACAAGAAGGAUUGAAGAGCCUCAAAGAAGAAUCAUAACAAGGGAAUAUGAAAACCCUAGAAUUGAAAACCCUAGAACAAUGGUAUACUCAAGUAGGGAUAAUGGUGAAAUUUCAAGGCCUUUGGGACCUUUUCUCACAAAACCGCCUCUUUCUGGUGGGCCCGUGAAAUCUUUGCCACCGCCCUCAUUGCCACCUGGCAGUAAUCUUCAACGAAGUCAAUAUCCAGUUCAAGAACAUGUUACUGUAGAGGCUUUUUUGCGCUCAUUGGGAUUGGAAAAAUAUGUAAUUUCAUUCAAGGUUGAGGAGGUUGAUAUGGCUGCAUUGAGUCAAAUGGGAGAUCAUGAUCUCAAAGAGUUGGGAAUACCUAUGGGACCUAGAAAAAAGAUUCUUCUGGCACUCAUUGCACGCACAAGGAGGCAAGCACGAUGAGUGAGUGUAGUGUUAUAAUGCAACAAACACACUGUUUGCUGCAAAUUCUCAUUUUGUGAAGCCAAGGGUCAAAAUAGUCAUUUCAUUUGUUGUCUUAUUGUCCAAAUGGAUUUGUGCUGAAAAUGUUAGAAAACAGGAAGUUAUUUGCAUGGAAGGACUCCUUCACAACUUGUACUUUUCUUUCACAUUCAGGGUGUUUUGACACUUGUACAUUUCUUUAAGAAAUGAAUGCUUCCUGAUGAUACCCUUUUUGGUCUUUUUGCUCCAAAGUCUUUCAUUUUC
Molecule: messenger RNA, 1460 nt
Organism: Lactuca saligna
Lineage: Eukaryota; Viridiplantae; Streptophyta; Magnoliopsida; Asterales; Asteraceae
Source: the annotation of a GenBank genome assembly